CGAUCCUCGAUUUUUGAGGCGCGUAUAAAAGCUUGGCUACGUCGGCAACGAAAGCUCAUUGUGCGCUCGCCACUCGUGAUUAUAAGGUAACGUCGAUCGGACGGACGAACGGGCUAACCAUUCAGCAAGUUAGCUCAGCAGCAAGUUUGCCCGCCAAAAGAAAACACGUAUACGUAGUGUUGCAACCAGAAAGGUGCUCGACGUGCCUACUGAUCCACUGAUCUAUUGAGAAUUGUGAUCCUAGAACGACACUAAAAUGAGUUCAAAGUUGCAUAUGUGCCGCUGGAUGCUGCUGGUCAUCGGAGUCUGCUGCCUGAUGGGCAGCUCGUCGGGCAGCUUCUGCUCCCUGGAGCGGAUGAAGAAGUUCGCGAUGGAGGCGUGCGAGCAUCUCUUCCAGGCGGACGAGGGUGCCCGCCGCGAUAGAAGGUCCAUCGAGUACGCACACCACCAUCUGAAUCGACUUGGAUCCGGCAAAACGCACAACAAGCACCACUACAUCAGCCGAAGCAGCUAUCCAAUGGGUGGCUACCUGAAGGUGACCCGGGAGCACUUCAAUCGCCUCAGCGAACUGGACAUCUUUCCGCGCUACAAGCCCAUCAAGCCGCACCACGAGAAGAAGCAUCGCUUCAAGAGGGAUCACUCGAGCAGGUCCUACAACAACAUCCCCUACUGCUGUCUAAACCAGUGCGAGGAGGAGUUCUUCUGCUAAGAGAUCUCCAGUGCCAUGCUCCAUGCUCCAAGUCGGUGCCAUCUGGUCAGAAUCUUCUGAAUCCGUCCAUAGUUAUAGUUAGGCUAUUCAUGUACAUUCUACAAGUCGCGCUCACUCUUAUAGAGUACCUUAUUUGUGCCCACUCCCAGGGACACAGAUCCAUUUACAGUAUUUAUACACUUAGAUCGAUUUUGAAUAAACAAUCGAAUACGGCAAUUGAUCG
Drosophila sechellia is the source of this 932-nucleotide messenger RNA. RefSeq names its product Insulin-like peptide 8 (gene Ilp8). Bases 257 to 709 code for a protein of 150 amino acids. The transcript is spliced from 3 exons. The record is from RefSeq and is a predicted model, not a curated record. NCBI's taxonomy places the organism in Eukaryota, Metazoa, Arthropoda, Insecta, Diptera, Drosophilidae.